Dunckerocampus dactyliophorus (ringed pipefish) is the source of this 6536-nucleotide messenger RNA. It is a transcript of the gene epha4b, whose product is annotated as eph receptor A4b. Gene Ontology annotation, molecular function: ATP binding; transmembrane-ephrin receptor activity; protein binding. The coding region runs from base 64 to 3018 and encodes 984 amino acids. Gene Ontology annotation, cellular component: plasma membrane; neuron projection. NCBI's taxonomy places the organism in Eukaryota, Metazoa, Chordata, Actinopteri, Syngnathiformes, Syngnathidae. The transcript has 19 exons. Gene Ontology annotation, biological process: cell surface receptor protein tyrosine kinase signaling pathway; protein phosphorylation; axon guidance. The record is from RefSeq and is a predicted model, not a curated record.
CGCGCUCAGUCACACUCCACGCCGCCAACAGGGAUGCAUCGAGGGCGCAGCGCAGCCUGAAAAAUGGCCCCGACUCCGCGCGUCUUGUGGAUCUAUCCUUCCCGUUUCCUGCUCUCCUUCUUGGUGCUUUUCCACGUGUUCUCGUCGUGCCAAGCCUUAAGGAAUUACCCGGAGAAUGAAGUCACAUUGCUGGACUCCAUGGUAGCCUUGGCCGACCUGGGCUGGGAGGCUUAUCCUAACGAAGGGUGGGAGGAGAUCAGCGUGAUGGAUGAGCGGAACACCCCGAUGAGGACUUACCAGGUGUGUAACGUCAUGGAGGCCAACCAGAACAACUGGCUGCGGACACGCCACAUCAGCCGGGAAGGAGCGCAACGCGUCUACAUCGAGAUCAAAUUUACCCUGCGGGACUGUAACAGCCUGCCUGGGGUCCCUGGUACCUGCAAAGAGACGUUCAACAUGUACUACUAUGAGUCCAACAACGGCAAUUUGUGGUUCAUCAAGGAGAGCCAGUACGUCAAAAUCGAUACAAUCGCUGCGGAUGAGAGCUUUACGCAGGUGGACGUUGGCGACCGUGUGAUGAAGCUUAACACAGAAGUGCGGGAUAUCAGUAACCUGAGUAAAAAAGGCUUUUACCUGGCCUUCCAGGACUUGGGCGCGUGUAUCGCGCUCGUCUCGGUCAGGGUCUUCUACAAGAAGUGUCCACUCACUGUGCUCAAUUUGGCCCAGUUCCCUGACACAAUAACUGGAGGAGACACGGCCCUGGUCGAGGUCCACGGUGCGUGUGUGAAUGCCUCUGAGGAAUUUGAGGCUCCCAAGAUGUACUGCAGCGCAGACGGAGGCUGGCUGGUUCCUAUCGGGAGGUGUGUGUGUAAACCUGGCUUCGAGGAGAACAAGGACAUCUGCCAACCUUGCAGACCAGGAACCUACAAGGCCUCGGCCACAGACGCCUACUGCACCAAAUGUCCUCCACACAGCUCGUCCCUGCAGGAACAAGCCACAGAGUGCAUUUGUGAGAAAGGCUUUCACCGUGCUGACAGCGACCCACGCUCUAUGGCGUGCACACGACCCCCUUCUGCUCCAGAGAACCCGAUCUCCACAGUGAAUGAAACCUGCGUCACCCUGGAGUGGUCGGCCCCCAGAGACACGGGAGGACGUGGUGACAUCACCUACAGUCUUCACUGCAAGAAGUGCUUGGGCGAGGGGAAACAGUGCGUGCCUUGUGGUAGUAGCGUCCACUUUGUGCCCAGACAGUUUGGCCUCUCAUCAGCCACAGUCAUAGUGACCGACCUGCAACCAGACUCCAAUUACAGCUUCAUCAUCGAGAGCCAGAAUGGCGUGUCGGACUUAAGUCCCACCCCCAGAGGAACAGCGGUGAUUAAUAUCACCACAUCACAGACAGUGAGCGUGGUGUUGAAGGAGAGGCGCAGCAAGGACAGUGUGACCUUGGCCUGGCAGGGUCCACAGAGACCUAAAGGUGCAAUAGUGGAGUAUGAGGUCAUCUACUACGAGAAGAACCAGCGGGAGCAGAACUACACCGUUUUGAAAACCCGCUCCAACAUGAUGACAGUAGAUGGUCUUAAACCAGGCACCACCUACGUGUUCAGGGUCAGAGCCAAAACAGAAGGAGGUUACGGCAGCUAUGGUGGAGAGAUCGAACUGGAGACCAGCCAUGAAGAUGUCUUUGCUAUUGGGGACCCAAACCAGUCCACCAUUCUGGCUGUGUCCAUCGCCGGCGGCAUUGUGCUGCUCAUCUUCCUGGUGAUGUGCUUUGUUGUCAGCGGAAGGCACUGUGGGUAUAUCAAAGCCAAGCAGGACCCCGAUGAAGAGAAGAUGCAGUUCCAGCAUGGCCGAGUCAAGCUCCCCGGCAGUAGGACCUACAUCCAUCCUCACACCUAUGAAGACCCCAACCAGGCUGUCAGGGACUUCGCUAAAGAGAUCGAUGCUACCAAUAUUCGGAUAGAGAGAGUUAUUGGAGCUGGAGAGUUCGGGGAAGUGUGCAGCGGGCGGCUUCGUGUGCAAGGAAAGCGUGAGAUCUAUGUGGCCAUCAAGAGUCUAAAGGCGGGAUACUCGGACAAACAGAGGCGGGACUUCCUGUCUGAGGCUUCCAUCAUGGGGCAGUUUGACCACCCGAACAUCAUCAGGCUGGAGGGCGUCGUCACGAAAUGUAAGCCGGUGAUGAUCAUAACGGAGUUCAUGGAGAAUGGAUCACUGGACACCUUCCUCAAGAAACACGACGGCCAGUUCACGGUGAUCCAGCUGGUCGGCAUGCUGCGUGGCAUCGCCUCAGGCAUGAAGUACCUGUCAGACAUGAGCUACGUUCACAGAGACCUCGCCGCACGAAACAUCCUGGUCAACAGCAACCUGGUGUGUAAGGUGUCUGACUUUGGCCUCAGUCGGGUUCUGGAGGACGACCCAGAGGCCGCAUACACAACCAGGGGAGGGAAGAUCCCCAUCAGGUGGACAGCUCCAGAGGCCAUCGCCUACAGGAAGUUCACCUCAGCCAGUGAUGUAUGGAGUUAUGGUAUUGUCAUGUGGGAGGUCAUUUCAUACGGCGAGAGACCCUACUGGGAGAUGUCCAACCAGGAUGUUAUCAAAGCAAUAGACGAAGGCUAUCGCCUUCCUGCACCCAUGGACUGUCCAGUGGUGCUGCACCAGCUUAUGUUGGACUGCUGGGAAAAAGGACGCAGUGAGCGACCCAAGUUUGGCCAGAUUGUCACAAUCCUGGACAAGCUCAUCAGAAACCCUGCCAGCCUCAGAGAGCUGGCCAACAGCCCAGCAGGGGAGGAGCCAACCACUCCAGAAUUCAGCGUGAGCACAGUGGAUGAGUGGUUGGAGGCCAUUAAGAUGGGCCAGUAUAAGGAUAACUUUUCCAGUUCUGGAUACGUCAGCUUAGACUCAAUCCUCUACAUCAGUGUCAGUGAAUUGUCCAAAAUGGGUGUGACACUCGCUGGCCACCAGAAGAAGAUUUUAUCAAGUGCGCAAAGUCUGCAGACCCAGGGGACACACAUCCAAGUAUAACAUUUUCCACAUUAACGCACACUGAGACGGAGCCAAAAAGGUGGACGCUCGUGUUAAGAUCCCCCCCCCCACCAAAACGGAGACGUCAAUGUAUACUCUGUGCUUGCUCCUGCAUUGGUUCUGUUAGGAGGACAACAAGGACACCUGAAUCCUUCACAUUCUUGCACUGUUUUUUCCCCCCUUCAUGGACACUACCAGCUUUGGAGCCCCAGCAGCAGCAGCAAAAGCACCAAUACGGACACCUAGAGCAUUCAUUUACAUCACACAAAGACUAAGAAAGGAAUGACAAAAAACUAAUUACAAUCUAAAUAUCAUGACUGUCUGUGAGGUCUACGAUUGUUUUUGUUGUAUUCUUAUUUCUGAUUCUAUGUACAUGUGUAGAUAUUUGUUUAUAGGGGUGGUGCGUCCCGCCCCUGUAGAGAUGGACCUAAUGUUUGUAUUGGUUGGGAGGUUUGCAGCCUCACAGAUUUCUCAGUGAUACGCAGAUGAGGGAGCCAAGAUCCUGAAAGACAUGAAUGUUUGGGUGAGAGGGCAGGACACAAAACUGGACCUAAAGUCAGACUUUAUAGUGACGGGUUACACUUGACAAGGACAAGGGUUUCCCUCGUGACGGCAAGCAGACAAACUUCCAUCAAAUUAUACUUUAUGAUGUGCAAAAAACCUCUUCUGGAAGUCAUUUUUCUUCCAUUACACCGUUCCAGAGCAAUGUUGGUCACCAGAAGCAUUUUCACCCUUAAAGAUAGUAGAGUGUUGAGGUGUACAGCAGAAACCUGUGUUUUUUCCCCCAAACAACCUCCUAAAAUAAAGUCAUUAUUUAAAGCUCAUAGACAACUUAUUUAAAUCAAACAUACCAGGUAAGUUUGACAGCAAAAGUUAGUUGAUUUUCCAGUGAAAAGUAAUGAUUUAACUCAGCCUGCUUACGUGUGUUUUAUUAAAUGGAAGUCUAAAGGACAAAGAGUGGCAUACACAUACAGUAUAUAUGAUUGUACCAUAGUGUAAAAUAUGUACAGUGUUGAUUUACAAUGUUAGAAUGUUUGUAAUGAUUAUGAUGAUGAUGCUUUUAUCAUUAUGAAAAAGAGAUUUUGGAGUGCUUGUUGAGGGGAAGGUCAUAGAGUAGGAAGAAACCGAAGGUUCUUUAUUUGUUUGAACAAAGGAAUGUAGCAUGGAUGAAAAGUUUCAUCUUGAAUUAACAGGCGACAGUGACCGCAGUUACUAACACUGAAUGAGUAGAAUGGGCUUGAGUUGAUUUAUACGCAGGAUUUCCAUUGCAUUAAUUAGCUGGUUUAGCGUGCAUACAGACACUCCCGAUGUGCACAAUGAUUCUAGUUGUUACUGCCAUGCAUACGUUGUAUACACAUACUGAAACGACACUUCACCAAACUCACUCCCAAAUCGUGCAACCAUAAAACCCAAAAGUAUAAAAGUCAUAACUGGCCUACCACUGUAGGCUUUUUCGAUUUCCAACUUGGAGAUGUAUUUAAACAUCAAUGAAAGGGUUUGGAUGUUGUUUUAUAGCCCCUUGCAAAAAUAGAAGUGAAAUUGGAAAAAAAAAACAGGUUUGACUGCCAAAUGAGGAUGUUUGGGGAUUCUUUUGGCUCAUUCUAUUCAAGCAAAAGUCGUAGGAAUACAACUUGAAGAUAACUGGACUGUCCUUGAGCAAGGAAUCAAGGAUUUUUUUUAUCCAGGCUAAGCAAACCCAUUUUCUUUAGCAUUGUGUGCUUUUUUAGUUCUAUUGUUACAGUACAGCCCGAGGGGCAUUUUUCCUCCAAAUUACAGCAUUCCAUUUGGCAACCCAAGUCUAAACACAAGUAGAAUAUUCUGAGAGUUUAGUGUCAGACGUCGGAUUAACCCCUGUAAUACGGUACUGACUCAAAUAUAAGACAAAAACCUGAAUAUAAGAUGACCCCUCUUUUUCGAGACUCACUUUUCUUAGCUGUUCGACAGUUUGAUGAGUCUUCCUCAUUGAUCAGCAUUAUCCUAACACGAACAUUCUUUCUUUGUUUGCUAAGUUGUCGAAUCGUUGAGCCACUUUUUUUGUGCGUAAGAGUGACAAGAAGAAAUGCUCUGACUUGCUUGGGGAGAAUCUCUAGACUUUUAAAAAAAUUGUUUGAGGGAAAACAUACCCUCUCAUGACGUUACACUUGGGCAUCUUGUUGAUGGAUUUAUAAGGAAUAGCGACUCAACUUGGACAGCUAGCACUCAUUGACUAUUAAAUAUUAUCACUAUUGGCCCAAGAUGGAUGGAUUAUUCCCCCAAACGUAUACGAUUUUGGUCAUGAAACGCAAUUGUGCUUAUGGUUUAGAAGUACAUGAUCAUUUGUGCAGAUAAUUGUGAAGUUGAGAACACUGGCCUAAAGUCUGUCCAGUGAAGGAGGGGCGCUUGGUGAACUAAUUGUAUUCUUUGUGUCCUUUUAAAAACUGCAAAUCAAUGGAAAAAAAAUAGUACACACAGAUAGCCAAAUAAACAUCAUUUAUUGCAGUACUCCCUGCCACACCAGUAUUAUGUAUACCACAAAUGUAUUCUGACAUCGUGAGUACAUUCUACUCAUACUAACUUAUGAUUUGGCGGAAUUCCCUCAAAUGCUGGCCUUGUGGAUGCCUUACUUUGCUGGUCUUUUUGUUGCCCUGUAAAGGCGAUGAUAGGAGUAAAGUGUAUGUACAGGAACUAUUUAUCUGCUCUACAGAUGAUCUUGCAUCAACACACGUAUUUUCAAACACCAGUGAAUCUCGGUGUCGAUAUCUGGGGGACUGGUUUGCGUCAUAAGGUCCAUAAAAGUUGCAGAAACUUGGUUAUUUAUUCCAGUGGUAUGAUGAUGACUGUGUAUGUGAUUGAAUUACAACCGGAUCUAGUGCAGUGGUUUUCGGUGUGAGCGUAAGGCAGGCCUCCCCUGGGAGAAGAAAAAAGAUGGCAAACUAGAGAAAAACAUUUCCAAGCUUGCUACGUGAACUUCAGUUAUGUUUAAAGAUGUUAUGUUUAGAUUUAACAGUAUAGUGACAGAUUGUUAAACAGAGUCUGGGGUGAGCGGAAAAUGCCACAAAAUGUGCUCCAGAAAACCAGUUUUUCGGGGAGUAAAGGAGGCUCCUACAAUAUUAUAUUCUCGGGGAGGCUCACUGUGCCACACUUUGAAAACCCAUGAUCAAUUGUCCAUAUUGUAUUUUCUACAAUUAGAAGGCUGUAAGGUGAAAUGUCAACCAUUCUUAAAGUGUUUUCAACUCUCUAAUUCCAGAAUGAUGAAUAUGCCCGCACUGAUGCUUGAGCCUCAAAAAUGUCCUGACUGUUCACUUGGUAGAAGCCAACAACCGUAUGGCUUGGGUUGGCGUGAUCUCACGUUGUCUUUGUUCUCCAUCUCCUUGAGUGACUCUCAUCAGAAGUUCCUCUCACUUGUCCUUUCUUUGGCCACCAAACAAUGUUGAUGGACCACCAAGCCUUGCAAGUUUUCCUCUGUCUUGCGUGUUGUAAAGGGUGUAGGCAUUCUCAUGUCCUUCUUGUUGCUGUAAUAAAUAUGCUAAUAUUUCUAA